AUGAAAGCAAUAUUUUUACUUGGUGUUGUAUUUACAGGCCUCUCAAAUGCUAUUAUACAAAACAGCGUCUCUGGGUGGACCAUUCCCAGCUCUGGCCAACCUUACUACUUAGUAAAUGAAAAUUUGUAUCAAUGCACAGUAAUUGGAAGUUUUGAUUUUGGAUAUGCAACUCAAUAUGAAGGAACACAACCAGAACCUACUAAAAGAUCAGAAAAGUAUGGGUUCAACAUAUAUUCUCUUCUGGAGGGUCAAUUUGCUAUGAAUUUCCUCAACAUUUAUAUGUGGAAUUGCAGAUUUAGAUUUAAUCCUUUCUAUAUUGAACCUUACAACCAGUAUGUGAUCUGGGAUAGUCCACUCAGUGGUUCAUUCCAUUUAUAUCUCUAAGGUACAAGAAACAUCAAAUUUCUUGACUUCACUACUUUAAUAACCGAAAAUACCUAUGUCAUUAAGAAAUCACUAGAAGAAGCAUUCGAUCCAAGCACAAAUCUUAUACCUGAUGCCUAAGAUAAGUAUCUGGAAGAAGACUAUGAAAAUAGAUACAAAGACGCAUUCUGGAAAUUCAACGUGUUUGACAUUCUUGGCUAAGACACAUCUUCAUGGUAAGGCAGUCAAACUUAUUACGGCCCAGUCAAGCUAUUUUGA
Messenger RNA from Stylonychia lemnae, 642 nucleotides. NCBI's taxonomy places the organism in Eukaryota, Ciliophora, Spirotrichea, Sporadotrichida, Oxytrichidae. The record is from the annotation of a GenBank genome assembly.